Molecule: messenger RNA, 1502 nt
Organism: Raphanus sativus (radish)
Lineage: Eukaryota; Viridiplantae; Streptophyta; Magnoliopsida; Brassicales; Brassicaceae
Product: dol-P-Man:Man(5)GlcNAc(2)-PP-Dol alpha-1,3-mannosyltransferase
Exons: 12
Coding region: 75-1352 (425 amino acids)
Cellular component (GO): endoplasmic reticulum
Molecular function (GO): dol-P-Man:Man(5)GlcNAc(2)-PP-Dol alpha-1,3-mannosyltransferase activity
Source: RefSeq, a predicted model, not a curated record
AAUAGUCGUCUGUUACGCGGGGGAUACUUUGGUUUGCAACAGAGAGACUGGGUGCGAUCAGAAAGACGGCGAAAAUGGAGGAAAGCAGCUCAAGAGGAGCUUCUGAUUAUGUAGGCGAUCUGUUAAAAAGACCUAAAAUUCCAUUCGCAUUGGCCUUAAUCGUCGCUGAUGCAAUCCUCGUCACACUUAUCAUCGCCUAUGUUCCUUACACGAAGAUCGAUUGGGAUGCUUACAUGGCACAGGUAAGUGGAUUUCUAGGGGGAGAGAGAGAGUAUGGGAGGUUGAAAGGCGACACAGGGCCCUUGGUUUAUCCGGCUGGUUUCCUCUAUGUUUACUCUGCUGUUCAGACUCUGACUGGUGGACAAGUCUUUCCUGCUCAGAUUCUUUUUGGUGUUCUCUACAUUGUCAAUCUGGCUAUCGUCUUGUUCAUCUAUCUCAAGACUGAUGUGGUGCCAUGGUGGGCGCUAACUCUACUCUGUUUAUCCAAGCGAAUCCAUUCCAUCUUUGUUCUCCGUCUCUUUAAUGACUGUUUUGCCAUGACUCUCCUUCAUUCCUCCAUCGCUUUCUUCCUCUCUCGUCAAUGCCAUCUCGGCAUGCUUCUUUUCAGUGGAGCUGUCUCUAUUAAGAUGAAUGUGCUUCUCUAUGCUCCCCCUUUGUUACUUCUGCUUCUAAAGUCCAUGAAUAUUAUUGGAGUCGUAUCUGCUUUAGCUACUGCAGCUCUUCUUCAGAUACUCGUCGGAUUGCCCUUCCUGAUUACAUAUCCCAUCUCAUACCUUUCCAACGCCUUUGAUCUUGGACGUGUUUUUAUCCACUUUUGGUCUGUUAACUUCAAGUUUGUUCCGGAACGAGUUUUUGUGUCCAAAGAAUUUGCAGUCUGCUUGUUGAUUGCUCACCUAUGUCUUCUUGCCGCGUUUGCAAAUUAUAAAUGGUGCAAGCAUGAAGGUGGGAUUAUAGGCUUCAUGCGUUCUAGGCGUUUCUUCUUGACGCUUCCUUCUUCACUCUCGUUCAGUGAUUUGUCAACUUCAGGAAUUCUUGCGAAAGAACAUAUUGUCACGACCAUGUUUGUUGGGAAUUUCGUUGGCGUUGUUUGUGCUCGUUCUCUGCAUUACCAAUUCUAUUCAUGGUACUUUUAUUCGCUACCAUAUCUGCUAUGGAGAACUUCGUUUCCUACUUGGCUGCGCUUGAUAUUGUUCCUGGGCAUCGAGCUUUGCUGGAACGUCUAUCCAUCAACAGCAGUCUCAUCAGCUUUGUUACUGUGUCUACACUUGACCCUCCUAUUUGGUCUCUGGUUUGCUCCUUCAGAUUAUCCUUACUUACUCAAACAAGAUCAAAGACACAAAAAGCACAAGUGAACCUUUGAUAUUAGCUAAAAAAUUUACAGUUAUAUGUAUGGGUUUAGCUAAUCAUAUGGUGGUUUAUAUUAAAAAAAUUUCUGUUUCUGUCCAAAUAUACAUGUGUUAUUUCGUCCUUGAAUUAAACGUUUAUCAGUUAAGGUUUCUCUC